AUGGCUAUUGCCUGCCCAUUGUUGGCUGCCUCCUUGCUUUUAUGUUCAUUGCUUGUCAUUGCUUCUGCAAAUGACUAUGGUGCUUAUGAUUCAUCCAAAACACAAUCUUAUGAUUAUGGUACUGCAAAGCCGGUCAAACAACAACAGCUAGAAAAGGAAGAGAAGCCUUAUGUCUAUAAAUCACAGCCAGAAGAGAAGGGAAAACCAUUGUUAGAAGCUACAGCAAGCAUCGGUUACGGCACAAAAUCAGUUUACCAACCACAACCAGAAAAGCCCGAGUUAAAACAGGAAGAAAAGAGUGAUUAUGGCACUAAGUAUAACUCCUAUAAACCACAGCCAGAUCAAGAGAAAGAGAAGCCAAUGCCAGAAGAGACAGAAAAGACUGGUUAUAGCACAAAACCAGUCUAUCAACCACAACCAGAAAAGCCUGAUUAUAACACCAAGCCAAAUUACUAUGAACCACAGCCAGAUCAAGAGAAAGAGAAGCCAAUGCCAGAAGAGAGAGAAAAGUCUGGUUAUAGCACAAAACCAGUCUAUCAACCACAACCAGAAAAGCCAGAGUCAAAGCAGGAAGAAAAGCCUGAUUAUGGAACCAAGCCAAAUUACUAUCAACCACAGCCAGAAGACAAGGAAAAACCAAUGCCAGAAGAGACAGAAAAGCCAGGUUAUAGCACAAAACCAGUCUAUCAACCACAACCAGAAAAGGUAGAGUCAAAGCAGGAAGAAAAGCCUGAUUAUGGAACCAAGCCAAAUUACUAUAAACCACAGCCAGAAGACAAGGAAAAACCAAUGCCAGAAGAGACAGAAAAGCCAGGUUAUAGCACAAAACCAGUCUAUCAACCACAACUAGAAAAGGCAGAGUCAAAGCAGGAAGAAAAGCCUGAUUAUGGAACCAAGCCAAAUUACUAUAAACCACAGCCAGAAGACAAGGAAAACCCAGAAACAGAAAAUGAAGAAAAGCCUGAUCUCUACAAACCAAAACCUGAAGUUCUUCCCAUUGUUGUUGAAGGGCUUGUUUUAUGCAAAUCAGGUCCCAAGUAUUACCCAAUUCGAGGAGCUUUGACAAGGAUAACGUGUUUAACUGUUGAUGAAAAUGGGUAUGCGAAGAGUCACUCGGUUUGCAGCGGAGAAACUGAUGAAAAGGGUUACUUCUUAGCGAUAUUGUCUCCUUCAGGCCUUGACGACGUCGAUCUGUCGAGCGAGCUCAGAGAUUGCAAGGCGUUCCUUGAAAGCUCUCCGUUGGAGACCUGCAACAUUCCCGUUGAUGUCAACAAAGGCAUUAGUGGCGCUCCGCUUUCUGGGUUCCGUGUUCUCCAUCACUUGGGGAUGAAGCUUUUCUCCGUCGGACCUUUCUUCUUCACCCCUCAACUUACUCCUGUCACUAAUGGCUACUAAACACCUUAAUUCCUUUGAUUUUAUUAUAAUUUAUUUAUUUGUCUUAUGUUUUGGAUCGUUUGGUUUCGAGGAAGGC
Hibiscus syriacus is the source of this 1471-nucleotide messenger RNA. Its product is annotated as proline-rich protein 3-like. The record is from RefSeq and is a predicted model, not a curated record. The coding region runs from base 1 to 1395 and encodes 464 amino acids. Lineage: Eukaryota; Viridiplantae; Streptophyta; Magnoliopsida; Malvales; Malvaceae. The transcript is spliced from 3 exons.